AUGGCCAUCUCAUCCCUACGGUUUCGACUCUGCCCAUGGAUAGCAAAAACAACACCAACCCUCCUCUUCCCAGCUGCCAAUAUACCUCUAAGACUACACUGCUCUUCCCCUUCAUUGCAGCCCACCACCACCACCACAGCCCAAACCUCAGCGCCAGACCCUCCUAACCCUUCCCUUAACCUCACCAGCGACAAAUGGGAAUCUUUCCGCAAGAAGAAAGUCGUAAUGCGCGUCGGCUACGUCGGUACAGACUACAGAGGACUACAAUUGCAAAGAGAUGAGCACUCUCUUUCCAGAGCUUUGAUCCUAGAAGGGAAUGUAACAUCCGCAAGUGAAAUCGAUAACCAUUUAUCAGAUUUCAACAAUAUAUUGAAUUCUUUUGAGGGAGAACAUCCAUUCCAUAACUAUACUGUACGAUCCAAGUAUAGGAAACAGUUUCCUGCAAAGCAAUCUCAUGGAAAUGGCCGUGUGUCUAAAAAAGAAAGGUCAUCUAGUAUGGCAACAUACUCUGAGUAUGGGGAAAGUGAUGGAGAAGAAACUACAGGAGCUAAUGAAGGAGUUGCAACCAAUGUUCAGGGAAAGGGCUGUAAUUUGUCAGAGUCCAUUACUUCUGAUGACCAUCGAGUGGGCACUUGUGAUGAGCAAGGGAAUGUUUUAAAUAGUCAAACUCCCCCGCUAGCCAUUCGUGCAAGAUGGCUAUAUGAACCUGAUGAGACAGAUAGACUAAGUGCCUCUCAUUUCAGGAAGAUUUUUGGCUGUUCUUGUGGAAAGUUGGAGCGUUUGCUUGCAAUGAAUUAUGUAGAGAUCUCCAUAUGCGGAGAAUCAUUCAUGUUGCAUCAAAUCCGUAAAAUGGUAGGGACCGCUGUGGCAGUAAAACGUAAAUUGCUUCCAAGAGAUAUAUUGAAGUUGUCGCUGAACAAGUUCUCACGCAUUGUUCUACCCCUUGCUCCAUCUGAAGUUUUGAUUUUGAGGGGGAACAAUUUUGUGUUGAGAAAUCAACCUGGCAAUGUUGUGAGGCCUGAGAUGCUAACGUUAAUGGAAUCAGUAGAAAUUCUUGACGUUGUAGAUGAGUUCUACAAUUCUGUAAUGUUGCCUCAAGUUUCUAAAUUCUUGGACCCUACAAAAUCUCCUUGGAAGGACUGGGUUGAAAAAUUGGACACAAACACCAGCAUUCCAGAGGCACAACUGGAUGAGGUACGGAAUGCUUGGAAACUGUGGAAGGAGGACUUUCAGAGUAGAACCAAGGCUGCAUCACCAUUGUUUUAA
Messenger RNA from Ilex paraguariensis (yerba mate), 1266 nucleotides. The record is from the annotation of a GenBank genome assembly. Lineage: Eukaryota; Viridiplantae; Streptophyta; Magnoliopsida; Aquifoliales; Aquifoliaceae.